Molecule: messenger RNA, 2030 nt
Organism: Clunio marinus
Lineage: Eukaryota; Metazoa; Arthropoda; Insecta; Diptera; Chironomidae
Source: the annotation of a GenBank genome assembly
GUAGGAUGACGAAAAUUGAGAUCAUAAAGUGACGUAUAAAAGGCAAAUGACAGCAAGAAAAUAUUUUCAGUCGUCAAACGACCGAUAAACAGUGAAAUAUUCGGGUCGAAAGUUAUUUUUAUUUAUUUUUAGACACACCUUUUAGCCAUCGUUAAGAUAUGUAGAUAAAAAAAAGGACAUUAGUGAACUUUAGCUUUUGAAUCAAUCUGUGUUGAGAUGAGUUAGUUGGAUUAAAAGAAGAAUAAUCAAAAAUGUUUCUUCUUCAAGGAAUUUUGUGAUCAAUUUCCGGGCGAGUGUUCAUUAAUGAUUGUCAAUUGAGUUAAGGAUACAAGCAACUCACGUUAAUUGGAGAUAAAUAAGAAAAAAAAAAUCUAAAUAAAUAUUUAAAUAUUUUAUUCGUUUUCUUUGUGUACAUAAUGGAGCGAAAAAUUAAAAUCGCAUUGUUCAUUCAAGUUGCUGUAAUAUUGAUUGGUCCCGGUUUAUACAUUAUGUUGACAAACGUUUCAAUCUUUAUUGACAACAACAAUAAAGACAUCGAUUUUACAUCUCGUCGUCUACUGAAUGUUAAAGAUCAAUCUGCACGUGAUGACUCUGAGUUAAAGAUAAGAAUUGAACCAAUGAACCAGAAAUGGGAUUCCAAUAAGACUGAUGAAAUGGCAAUGAAAGGAGAUUCAACUUGUGAUAAAUUCCCACGAGAUUUGUCGAAAAUUGCGAGAGUUUUGAUCUACGCAUUAGCAUCGUGUUAUUUCUUUUGGAUGCUGGCCAUCGUUAGUGAUGAUUAUUUAAUUGGAUCGAUUGCUAUAUUGUGUCAAAAGUUUAACAUUAAGCAAGAUGUAGCUUCAGCGACAAUUAUGGCAAUGGCAACAUCAGCUCCUGAGCUUUUCAUCAGUUGUGUAGGAACAUUCAUCACAGAAGGUGACAUUGGAAUUGAAACAGUUGUCGGUUCAGCUGUUUUUAAUGUUCUAGCUGUUCCCGCAUUUUGUGGACUUGUGACACGAACAGAAACUCAACUUGAAUGGUGGCCAAUCAGUCGUGAUUGUAUUUUUUACGGGUUGUCUGUUAUAGUCUUCAUUGCUGUUAUUUACGACAACCAGAUUAUGUGGUAUGAGGCUGCGUGCUUAGUGUUAGCUUACGCCAUCUAUUUAAUAAUCAUGUAUAAAAACGAUUUGAUGGCAGAGAAGGUGAUGGUUUUAACUCAAAAGUUCAGACAUCGAUUAAUACGACAAUCAUAUCAUGAAAUAGCGGAGAUUGCACCAUUAUUCUCUCAAAAGAAAUCGACAAUUGCCAGCAUGGACGGGUUUGUGGUGAAUGUGAAAGAAUUGAGCGAACCAUUUGUGAAAGUGGAUGAAUCUGAUAAUGACUGCGAUUACGCAACAAGCCCAUGGAAGGUUCCAACAACGGAUAACACAACGAUUUAUUAUCUUAAAUGGCCAAUAACCUUCACGUUGUGGUGUACCAUUCCCGAUUCGAGAAGAUUUAAAAACUGUUAUUUGUUGACGUUCUUCUGUUCGGCGUUGUGGAUAUGUUGCAUUUCAUAUAUCAUCGUUUUCAUAACAAACGACGUCGACAAUGCCAUAGGACUGACAUUUAUGGCCGCCGGAACUUCCCUUCCAGAAGUUUUUUCAUCUAUUAUCGUCACACGUCAAGGAUAUAGUUCCAUGGGAAUUACAAAUCCUCUCGGAUCUAAUAUCUUUGAUAUUCUUUUAUGCCUUGGACUUCCGUGGCUUGUCAAAACACUUUUCAUUCCAACAAAGACAGGACAACGAUGGAUUAUGCUUAAAUCCACUGGCAUCUCAUACACAAUGAUCUCACUUCUAUCUACAUUGGGCAUGCUUUUAUUGCUUUUAGUAUUCAAUAGAUUCAAGCUUGACAGACGCGUUGGAAUUUAUUGUUUGAUUUCGUAUAUAACAUUUUUUUGUUUCGUCUCAAUCUUCGAGACAAAUUUGUUAUUUCUUAUUAAUGUACGUAGUUGCAGUUCCUAACAACUUAAUUUUCUAAACAUAAUAAAUAAAAGUGAAGCAAUAAGCAAU